AUUUUAUUCUUGAAUCUCAAAGACUUCAAGAAUUGAAAGAAACAGAAGAAGAAUUACAAGAAAAAAUAUAUGAAGAGAUUAUUAAAAAUCUACAAGAUGAAAUAAUUUGUAAAAAUUCUUGUAUUAAAGAUUUGACAGAUCAUAUUGUUUAUUAUAAUGCAUUUUUCAGAAAAGCAUUUGAAAUUUGCCAAAAUUUAUAUGAUCAAGAAAAAUUAUAUUCUCAAGUUAAUGAG
Messenger RNA from Racocetra fulgida, 233 nucleotides. The record is from the annotation of a GenBank genome assembly. NCBI's taxonomy places the organism in Eukaryota, Fungi, Glomeromycota, Glomeromycetes, Diversisporales, Gigasporaceae.